UAGAAAUGCGAGGACGAUUCUUCUCCUGAUCUCCAGCGAUGGCGUCGUGGUUAUCAUCCAAGCUCAAGGCCGCCGAGCAGCUCCUCAACCAGAUCGAUCAGCAAGCCGCGGACUCGCUCAAGAAGCCAGACAGGGAUUCACAGGAGCCAGAUCCUCUCUUCCAGGCCCCGAUCCAGCACGAAAUCCUCGGCAGCGCACCGCAUCCGAAAAUAUUUGGCGAUCCUCUCGUCCCGAGCAACAAGAUCACAUAUCGCUCUCCAGAUUUCGCUCCCUCUGGCGCUGCUCGCUCCUCAUCCUCGAUCCAAGGGAGCUCUACUCAUCCGGAGAAGGACGAUUGGACGGAGAUACUGUCCGCGGCUGGGAAUUCCGGGGAUUGGAAGAGGCCGGCAUCGAGAGAGAAGAUUCAAAGGAGUGAGAGUAACAGUAGAAGGCCGAGAAAGCUCCUCGCAGCGCCAGCGAAGAGAAUCAAUGCCUCCAAAAAGGCGGUGGCAACACAGGAGCCUAACUCUAAUGGCCUGGAGUUAGUGUCAGGCGAUAAACUCGAGAGGAAAGAAGAAAACAAAGAAGGGGAAAGCGUGACGAAGGAGGUGGUGGACACUAAAGAAGAUUUAGUUGGGACUGUUAACGAUACCAGCACGAAAGAGGACGAGGAUGCGAUUGAUCCGCCGACGUCACUGGAGCAAACCGAGGAAGAACUCUCGGCUUGCAAGGCUGCAAUCGAUGAGCGUGCAUUGUUUGUCGAGAAGCUCGAGGCAGAGAAGCAAGCUUUGGAAGCUUUGCUGGACGAGCGAGAAGAACAGCAAAAGAAGGAGGCUGCAGAGCUGAGGACGAGCAUGGUGGAGCUGAUCCAAGCAGCGGAUUUGGAAAAGCGACGCCAUAGUCAUACGAGGAUGGAAGCGCUGGAGAGAGAGUCCCUACUUCAGAACGAGAGUGUUGAGCUUGCUAAAUGCCUGGCUGCCGCACAGAGAAAAUUUGACGCAGAGCUUGCAGGACUUACGGAUGCUCGUACUAAGCUGGAGCUCAAGAGAGUUUCCGUGUUUGAGCUUGAGAGGAAGGCUUCACGACUUCGGUCGACCUUGGCAAAUCCUUCUAGUUCUUUUCUUCCUCAAAUCAGCAGUGACGUCUUUAAAGAGAAGCAAAAGGUUGCUGACGACAUCGAUUACUAUAAAGCUCAGGUAGAAAACCUCCAGGCAGAAAUACAUGCGUCAAGAAUGUCCCGGCAAAUGCAGAGUGACAAGGAAAGAGAACUAGAGUCCCGUUUGAUAGCACGGACCGAUCAUCUCAUUCACACGCAAACUCAAGUUGAAGCGCUAUCAACUGAGAAAGCCACGCUGAUCUUUCGUCUCGAGGCAUACUCGUCUCAGGAGAGGGCCUCGAAAACGAGAAACGAGAGCUCCGACAUCGAGUUUGGACCAACUGCAAGCGGUGACGAGCUUAUAAGCUGGAGCGAGAUUUCCAGUAAUCUCGACUCCCUCUUCAUUCAAGGUACCAGAGUGUUGGGCAUGAACAGAACUGUGAGAUCUCUAGCCGCAGCAUACUUCUUCCUGCUGCAUCUCUGGGUCGUGUUCAUCAUUGUCAAGCAUGCUCGAUUCUUGCACAGAUGAGAAGGAAAAGAAUUCUCUUUCUUGCUACCAUCAACUUCUUUCCCUGACAAGAGUUAAAACCAACGCUACGAAAGAAUUUCCUUCCUAGUCAAUCCUCCUCCUUUACCUCUCGUACUGUCACAAGAUGCAUUUACUCAUCUCUCGCAUCGGUAUGAACGGUAGCAUUCCUUCGCCAAACAGAUCAACCAGUGAGUUAAUGAGAUCGCCCACCUCCACAUCCUCCUUCCACGCCUCCGACAAAGCUCUCCUCCGCCUCUUCACGCCUUCGUCCUUGUCGUCGGCCCCGUCUUCCUCGUGCAUUGAUGCGUCCCCGUCGACAUCUUUGCGUGUUGUUGAUUGAGACUUGUUGUUAGCUGGUUUCUUCUUUGAGGGAGGAGCGGACUGGAGCAUUUCAUAUAUACAGUUUCCAGCCGCCGCCUGUGCCAUACGUGAAAGUGAGUUUCCAGUUCAGGCUUGGAAAAAUAAAUCUACCUGAAGAGCUCCGUAGACUCUGAUGGCUUCGUA
Molecule: messenger RNA, 2108 nt
Organism: Selaginella moellendorffii
Lineage: Eukaryota; Viridiplantae; Streptophyta; Lycopodiopsida; Selaginellales; Selaginellaceae
Product: golgin candidate 2
Exons: 9
Coding region: 39-1604 (521 amino acids)
Biological process (GO): Golgi organization; retrograde transport, vesicle recycling within Golgi
Cellular component (GO): Golgi cisterna; Golgi membrane
Source: RefSeq, a predicted model, not a curated record